Scomber scombrus (Atlantic mackerel) is the source of this 4471-nucleotide messenger RNA. RefSeq lists its product as uncharacterized. The transcript is spliced from 21 exons. NCBI's taxonomy places the organism in Eukaryota, Metazoa, Chordata, Actinopteri, Scombriformes, Scombridae. The record is from RefSeq and is a predicted model, not a curated record. Gene Ontology annotation, molecular function: protein binding. Bases 33 to 3317 code for a protein of 1094 amino acids.
GAAGUGGCACGGCUGAAUCGUAUUCGAAGAAAAUGGUGUUGAAGAGGCGACUCUACCCUUGGAUGUAUUUCUUCCUGCCUCUUAUUUGGGGAAACAUUUCGACUGCAGAACAUCUCUCUGGGGUUGUGAAUGAAACCAUGAAUCUUGUCUGCACAAAUGACUUGGACUCUUGGAUUAAUUGCCAAUGCAAGCCACCAUUUGAAGAGCAAAACUGCACUGUCUAUACUUUGACUAUUGAUGAAGGAUAUGAGAAGAAGAGUUGCAUUUUCCAGCAGUGUGACUCUGUAUGUUGUUGCCGUGUGAACAUGGGACUUAUCAUUGCAAGCAUCUAUACAGCAGACGUUUUGAAAGGGGGAACAACUAUGAUGUCCAAAAACAUCAGCACCUCAGAAAGCAUAAAACCUAAAGCCCCAACAAUCUCAGUGAAGGAAGUCAACGGAAAUUUUGAAGUCACGUGGGAGACAAACAUGAAACAAAGUGUCAGAGAAUCUUUGCAUGCUGAAGUGACUUAUCGUAAAAAAGGAGACACAAAAGAGGAACCUCAUAUAAUUAAUGCCUCGAAUUCCUAUGACAUACGUGGUCAAGACUUGGAGCCAAGUACAACAUAUGUGGUCAGCGUGAGAAACUAUUUCAAUUGGAGUGGCUUGUACAGUGACAGUAGCCAAGAGUUGGAAUUUACAACCUCUGCGCCUCCACAUAUGCUGCUCUUGUCUGUCUUCGUCAGCCUUACUUUUGUUGCAGUUAUCAUCACCAGUGUUGUAAUGGGCUGUUUUCAAAAAUUAAAAGCUAAGUGGUGGGAUACCGUUGCCAAAUGUCCAAAUCCAGAACUUUUAGAAAUGCGUCCAGGUGAGCAAAUGUUCUUAAAGCCAAUACAAACCAACCUCUCCUCUGUCUCCAUUGACACUGCUGUUGUAAAUAACAGUAAACCAUGGUUAAAGGGGUCACUGACAGAAAGCAGCAUUGAGAUGAGUAUCAGCUCAUCUUCUGCAAACAUAGAACCUGCUAACAUCAAGGCUGGCGUUCAGGAAGCCCUCAGUAUAGCCUUCGCCCAUGUUGGUCCAAAAUCAUCAAUGGAAUCAAACAAAGACAGUGGUUUGCUCUCUGCUUCCUUCAAUCCUUGUACUACAGCUGAUGACUUGAAAAAUUCUCCUGAAUUCACUAACUUUGACAACAUGACCUAUCUGAUAGGCACUCCCAGCUGCGAGAUAAUGAAUAGUUCUGAGAAUCGAACGCAGGCUGAGAUGCUCUGUGACUCUGCACACCAUCCCAGUGAGGGUGAUGGGAUGACCUUUCUUGACAAGCAAGCACCAUCUUGUGAGGAUCCUCUCUGCUUCCACCUGAUGGUCAGAAAAGCACACUGGGGCCACAGUAACCACAGGCGACUUCGCGAUAGGAUGUCUGUUAUCCUGUUUCUACUAGGAAACAUCGCCACUGUGGCUCUCUCUGGGCUUAAUUGUACAACAGGCCUACAUCUGGAUUGUAACAACAACUUCGAGGAUACGAUGUAUUGCCACUUCGAUGCACAAAACUGCUCUGAAUACAAACUGUCUAUCCAGAGCAACGAGGGCUAUGGCAGGGUGAAUUGCACUGUGGAGCAGUGUGCUAGACGGUGUUGUUGCUCUGUCGGUUUGUAUCUUGUACACGGGGAGACUCACACAGCAAGAGUUCAGAAAGGGGACCAAAGUUUGGGGUGCAAAAACAUCGACGUCUCAUUCACCGGAAGGCCCAACAAACCAACAAUCAUCCAGGUGGAUGAAUCCAACGGGAACUUCAUAGUUAUUUGGAGGUCAAACGUUCAAAGGAAAAGUACCAAAGACAGCUUGUGGGCUGAAGUGACUUACCACAAAAAAGGAGACACAAACAAGACACUUGUCCUUGUCAAACCAUACGAAGUUAAUGGACAGAAUACCUUUGAAAUAUCCGGUAAAGACUUGGAACCAAUAACGACAUACGUGGUCAGAGUGAGAAGCAAAUCGAACAUAAGUGACCUGUACAGUGACAGCAGUGAAGAGUAUGAAUUCACAACUCACAUUACAAUGCAAACAGCUGCUGAUACAACAGCUAUCUCCCGCAACAUCCUGUUAUGGGCUCUCAUCAUAUUCCUCAGUAUUUUUGCAGCCAUCCUCAGCGGUGCGAUAUACUUCUGUUAUGUAAAGUUUAAAGCUAAGUUGUGGGACUCAGUUUCUGAUACUCAAAAUCCCAAAGUUCUUCUUAUGCAUUCAAGCGAGCAGGAGAUGUUGAAGCCCAAACCACCCAUCAUCUCCUCUAUCUGUGUUGAGCCUUUCAUUCCAGUUGACAGCAAACCAUGGUCAAAGGGGUCACUGACAGACAUCUGCAGCAACAGCCUUCAUCAAAGCAGUGGGAUCAGUACCGGCUCCUCUGCGCUCAGUUAUGCUCACACAGAACCUGCUGACAUUAUAGCUUGUGUUCAGGAUGCCCUCGGUAAAGCCUUUCCCAAUAUCAGCCCGAUAUCACCUGUCACCUCCAAUCUGCUUACAGAAUCAACCAAAGGCAGUGGUUCAUUCUCCACUCCCUACAAUAAUUGUAGUGUUAAAGCUUAUGACUCGAGUUCUGGGUCAUCUGGAUUUGACAAUAAAACCUAUUCCAUCCUCAUUCCCGCCUGUCAGACAGUGACAGACAGCUCUGAGAAUCAAACACAGGCUGAGAUGCUCUGUGACUCAGCAUACCAUCCCAGCGAGGGUGACAUGAUGACCUGUCUUGACAAGCAAGCACCAGCUUGUUUAGUUCCUGUACAAGAUAUCAUUUUUCCACCAGUGGCUUCAUCUCUUAUACAAACAGACAUGUCGUAUCAGGGCAAUGCCGACUCUGGGAGAUUUUCCUAUGCAGAAGACUCCAGUUUGUCUUCCAUCUCUAGCAGCACCAACACAACCGCGUCUUGUGAUCUCUUGUCCAGAGUUGAGAACUUUGACGAGUGUGUGGUUGCGACAAAGCCCGAUGGCCAAAGUGAAGAGGUCACUGUAUGUGAUGAAAAUCCCUGCUACAACUGUGUGCCCCCAAACUCCUGCAACUUUCUUCCAGUGGAUGACAACUACCAGGCAUUUCAAAGUCUUGUGAAGCCACCUGAUGUUUUGAUUUCAGAGCAGAGAAGUGGGGAGGAAGAGGAAGAUUUUGACAGAUAUCCAGAGAAAGCAUCCACAAACAUCCUGCAAAGCUUCUUAAGCCCAGUGUUUCCGGAUUUCACUAAUGGUGUGCAGGGUGGUCGGUGUUUCUCUGAGCUCCAAAAUCCUUUUCUCACUGUGAUCUCUGCUGGCCAGUCUGUGCCGAUAAUCACAGACAGUGGCUAUCAAAGUGUGUAGAGCUGAUUUUAUUUGUUUUAUUUUUGUGUGUGUGUAUUAUUUCUGAAAUAUCCGCCUCUUUUCACUAUUAUUAUGGUUGAUACAUUUUAAAAGAUGAGGGAGAAGAUGAUGAUAUGAUAAGCAUUCACAUCAUUAACAUGAUGAUUUCUGAGUUUAUUCUUGAACUUGGAAAGAGCAGGAACACAGUCUCACCUCAGGGGCCAUUCAGCAGUUUUUCUGUAUCUUUUUGAUCAUGUCACAUGACCUUCAUCAGCAGAUGGAGUUUGACCAGUUGUCAUGGGAAUGUACAAACAUUUUUAAUAACUUAACUCCACUUUAAUAACUCCUUUCCAUAUUCUACAUUUCUGUGACACUUGGGUGCCUGCUGAUGAAGAUCACGUGAUAUGAUGGAAAACCCCAACACAGCAACUUAAUUAACUUUUGGGCAUUAACUGUAACAUCUGUGGUACAAAUUAUUUAUGUUUAGUUUUGUUGAACCAAAGUGAGCACAUUUUGCACUUUGCAUCUUUAAAAAUGAAAAUGUGUAAAGUUCUUAGAUGAUUGUCGAUAUGUAUGUAUCUAUAUAUACAUAGAUACAUACAUAUCUAUUUAUAUAUAUAUGAAACUGAUUGAACGCACUAGUUUUACUUAUGCUUUGAAUGCUUACUUGCCACAAACUUAUAGAACACAGCUGCAGUUAGCUCAUGUGUCUCAUGUGUGAUAUUCAAAUGUCAUUUGUUUUUCAUAUCUAAAUGAAUGUAGCUCAUGGAAAUGUAUUCCUUAAAUGUUUUACUGUAUAAAGGCUGUGAAGACCACGGUAAGACUUCAGUGAUAUAUCUAAGUGAACUAUAGAACAGUUUGUGGUACACUAUUCAGCCAUGAAUUGACUGAAUGUAGUGUCUGAAACAAACCACAACAAUAAGCAUUAAGGCGGAGCCGACGCUGUUCAGGGUUGGGAAAUGACUUCCUCAUUUCUGUUCUCUGGAACUGCUGAGACAUUUCCACAGAAACACGUCAGCUGCACACAGCAGUUUUUCCCAGCUUGUACGUGUUACUCAGAGGACCUUUUUACUUUUUACCAUAUGAAUGUCAAGUUUAAGGGAAUAAGUCAAUGAAAAUGUUACUGUUAAUGAAUACUUCUAUGGUUCCAAUAAAAGAUAUUUACACUGAGAAAA